Messenger RNA from Camelina sativa (false flax), 687 nucleotides. Lineage: Eukaryota; Viridiplantae; Streptophyta; Magnoliopsida; Brassicales; Brassicaceae. The record is from RefSeq and is a predicted model, not a curated record.
GUUAAGAACUAAAAGAAACCAAACCUGGGGCAAGGAAGAAGAAGAAGAACACCUUGAAUCGAAGAUUCUACAUUUUAAGGGAACUUGUAAUCCGUAAAAAGCUCCUGAUGUGUUGCUUGAUCUCUUCAUAACCGUAUCGGUGAAAGUAAUUGAUGCCAUGGUUCCAAUGGAAACUGAUGAGCCUACAGAUUCUUUGCCAAAAGCACAGAGCAAUUCUAUGAUUAGUCAAUUAGAUGGCUCUGUAAUUGUGGCUUCAACCAAUGUACCUGAGAUUUUGACUGCUUCUGACUGUGGAGAGAGACUUCCUGAGUCGUCAAGAGGUCGGGUUUGUGACACAAUGAUGCCACCACCAGCUUUAUAUUCCCAAGCUGCCUCCACAGAGUUUUCUUUGAAUGUAGUGGAAGCUUCUUUGAUUAGAGUAGAAAGUAGUACAACUAGUCAUGAUGCUGAUGGUAUUUUGAACCAAGUGAUUUCUGAAGAAUCUGCAUUUUGUUUACCUGACCCUGCCGGCUCUGCUACAUCAGAUCAGGGUGUUCAAAUUACAGGUUCUCUGCCAAUUUCAUCAGUUCUCGCCCAGAAUAUCACAACAGCAGCAGACCAUUGGACUUCGAGAACAGCUUCUUUAGGUCAUGAUCUACUCAGAGAUAGUGAUUAAAAAUGCAUUAACAAAAUAGUUGGUGUUUACUA